CGCAACGCAGCGCAUCGACUUUUCUUCGAAUUCGGUGGAAUAACUAACGGUACAGGCGGCUAUAGUGAAAGUGAUUAAAUAGUGUCUUAUGUGCUGAUCCUGCCAAUUCUAAUCAGUUCUUUAAUUAACAAUACAGAGCGCAAUUAGAACGCUCUCAGUGUGAAUUCUAAGUGAGAUUAGCCCAGAAUGCGAGCUCUGGGCGUGUGUGCGCUGCUCUUGGCACUGGCCAGCUGCCAGGGCUACAACAGCUUCAGAUCGAGCUAUAGCAGCAGCUCUUCCUCAUCGUUUGGCGGCGGCGGCGGCAUCAGCAGCGUUGGCGGCGUCAACGGACAGUCGCAGGCUUUGCUGCAGGGUCAAACGCAGCUAAACAGCUGGGCCUACAAUCACUUGAAUGAGGUGCGCGAGUUUGCCAAUCGACUAACUCAGGAAUACAAUGCCAUGUCUACGGGCAGCAGCAAUAUCAUGGGGCACUCAUUGCCUUGGAGUGCAAACAUCCAGCAGCUCAGUGGCAAGAGUGCAAGCGAAUUGGAUGCUCUCUGCCUGCAGAUAAGUCAGAAGCUGGUGAAUGAUAUGCGCCAGGGACUUCUCAGCUAUAACAACAUUGUGCAGCCAGCAUUUUUCGAUAGCAAAGCAGCGGAGGUGCUGGAGAACUAUGCAACUGGUAGCACACAGCAAAUUGUGGAACUGAAUCCGUUUAAAGCCGUCGAUUUAAGUGGUUUCGAUGAGGUCAAAAACUAUGAAUACCCAGCCGAGGUGAAGGUAAUAGAUGGCAAGACCUAUUUGGUGCAUCGCAACUGCACUGAAGCCACCAAGAUAUCAAACAGCUAUGGCGGUAAUGCAAAUGCUCAGUUGACUCAUGGUUAUUACCCACAGAAUCCGAUCACUAUGCCCUCGAGCCGAGCCACAACUCUGACUCGCCAGUCAUCGUUGCAGGACUGGAUUGGACAAAGAAUGGAGCCGAAUGUGGUGGAUUACAGAUCGGUGGUUAGCAUCGAUGGUGGCAGGCCUCUGCCCUCAUAUAGCCAAAUAACGGCAAUGCCAUCCUUUGGCCAGUCCAGUUCACCCGGCGCGAGGUCAACGGUGACAGUAAGGCGAUUCAAUAAGACCAUUACGACGCAUGCCGAUGGCACCAGCUCUGUGGAUGGCUCGGAAGCCCAUCAACGCUGGGAGAACGGUCAGCUGGUCUACGAUAAUAACCGACCCUUUGGACAAUCCUCGGUGCCGCGCGAUGAGCAGUGGAAGCGCGAAGAGCGUGAACACUUCUUCUGGUAUCUAACAACGCCACAGCGUCUUGAGGAUUGGCAGCAUCAGCAUGAGGACCGUCUAAUGGCUGUGGCUCAUCGUUAUCAUACGACUCUGCCCGUUCUUUUGGAGUUCCAUCGUCGUGAGCUGUCGCGUUAUCAGGCGUUGUUGGCUCAGUAUCAGGCACAGGUGCAGGAUGCCACUGCUUGGCAGCAACAAGAACGUGGUCGCCUUGAUUGGCUCAUCCAUCAGAAUAGCUACACGUCCCAAGAUUUUGAUCGCUGGCAAAUGGAGAACAGCGCUAAGUUACGUCAGCUGGCGCAGAAGAACGGCAUCUCGCAAGAACAACUGCAGCAAUGGCAGCGUCAGGAGUUGCAGCGCCUCUAUGUCUACUUCAAUAAGGUCAACGACUCGCUAAGUCCACAAGUGCCCCAAAUACCAAAUCAAAUAACUAUACACGAGUCCGGUUCACUGAUUGCAGACAAUGCUCAGGAGCAGCAGCGGCUAAAUGAGCUCAUUCGCCAGCACAACGCUACGAUUGCCAAGCUGCAGAGCUCAAUACUCAACGACCAGCAGCGGCUCAAGGAUCUGUCCAUCAAGUAUCAAGGCGACAUGCAGAGUCAGACACAGUGGCUGCGCGGUGAGGUCGCGCGCAUUGGCGAUCUUAUCAAGGAGCAAAACGAGCAGGUGACCAGAUUAAGUGCAUGGCAGAGUUCGGAGCGCGCUCGCCUGGAAUCCAUGCUGAAACAGCAUCGUGGCAGCCUUAGCGAGUUACAGCAGCAAAUGGCCCAAGACAGCAGCUAUGUUCAGAAUUUGGCGGCCAAAUAUCGCGUGGGUGUCGAUGAGCUGGAGAAAUGGCAACGCGAGGAGCUGCAGCGCCUUCAAUUGGUCGGCCAGCAGCAGCUGGAGAGUCAUAUCAAGGAUUGGCAGGUCGGCGUUAGCGCUCAGCUGCGCAACAUCAUUGGCCAGAAUCAGUUGACAAUCGAGGAGUUCCAGAACUCCAUCAUUAAUGAUCGCGCACGUUUGGAGCAAUUCGCACGCACCUACAAGGUGCGCGUGGAGGAGAUUGAAUCGUGGAUUAAGAGCGAGCUCAAGAAGUUCCAAUCCGAGGGUCUGCUCAAGGAUGUGGAACAGCAGUUGGCUUCGUGGCAGCAGCGCGAACGCGAGCGACUUCAAGCUUUGGUGCAGCACAACACGUUGACCGUAGAGCAGCUGGAGGCGAAGAUCAAGAAUGAUCAGUCGCACUUCUUUGACUUGGCUAACAAGUAUCAGGUGCGCGUGGAGGAUAUUCAGGAUUGGCUCAAGAAGGAGCUACUGCGCCUCCAAGGCGAGGGUCUGAUCAAGGCAGAGGCCCUGAAGGACUGGCAGGUGGCUGAACGCCAGCAAAUAGCCAAGAUAGUGCAGCAAAACAAAUAUUCUAUUGAUGAAUUCGAACGCAAGCUACUGGCCGAUCGUGCCCGUCUUAACGAUUUAUCAAAGACCUACAAUGUGCAGGUAUCCGAGAUUGAACAAUGGAUCCAGUCCGAAGGCGAGCGUCUGCAGCGUGAGGGACAACUGCACAUGGAGACGCAGCUGAACAACUGGCAGAAGAUUGAGCGCCAGCGCCUGCUGGAUCUGAUCAACAAGAACGAUUUGUCCAUUGAGGAGCUGGAGACCAAGAUUGGCAAGGAUCAGACCCAUCUGUACAGCCUGGCUCAACAGAACCAAGUGCGCGUUGAAGAGAUCGAGCAAUGGAUUAAGCAACAAAUUCAGAAACUUCAAAGUGAAGGCCUCAUCGAGAUGCAGCGCUUGAAGAACUGGCAGCUGGAAUGGCGUGGAAAUCUGACGAACAUGGUGCAGGAGCGUGACUAUACGGUCGAGGAGUUCCACAAGUGGCUGCUUGAGGAUCGGGCACGUCUGCAGAGUCUGGCCAUGCAGCACAACGUGCAGAUCGAGGAAAUCGAACAGUUUGUGAAGAAGGAGGAGCAGCGCUUCAUUGGCAUGGGCUUGCUCAAGCCCAGCGAGAAGCUGACCAAUUGGCAAGAAGUGGAGCGUCUACAUCUGAAGAAUCUAGCACAGCAGCAAUACAAGUCCACGGAGCAACUGGAGGCGCGCUUGCGUCAGGAUCGCGAGCUGCUGGAGAAACUGGCGACACAGUACAGCGUGCAGGUGGAGGAGAUUGAAAACUGGAUGAAACAGGAGCUGGCACGCAUGCGUGACGAGGGCAAGCUGCAGAUUGACAAUCUCACCUCCUGGCAGCUGGCCGAACGUGAACGCCUCGAGACGCUGCUCAAGCAGAACAAACAAUGGAGCGCCGAGGAUCUGCAAGCCGAGCUGCGAAACGAUCGCGAACACAUGCAAACCAUGGCCUUCCAGUACCACACCUCGGUUGAAGAAAUCGAACGCUGGGUCCAGUCCGAGAUCGAACGCCUCAAGCAGCAGGGCAAGCUCAACAUUGAGCAGCUGACAGCCUGGCAGCAGGCCGAACACCAGCGCAUUCUGUCGCUGCUUCAGUCACAGUCCAACAUAACAAUGGAACAGUUCGCGACCAAGGUGCAGAACGAUCGUCAUUUCCUGCUCAACCUGGCUGAGCAGCAUCAUGUGAGCGUUAUGGAAAUUGAGACGUAUAUCAAGCAGGUCAUUGACGAUCUGCAGAAGAAGGGACAAUUUGAAAUUGAGCAGCUGCAAACGUGGCAAUUGGUUGAGCGCGACUACAUCAAGUCGCUGAUUGCCGAAUAUAAGAAUGGAUUGUCCACAGCCGAGUUUGAGCAGAAGCUGUUGGCGGAUCGUGCGCAUCUGAAUCAGUUGGCUGAUCAGUAUCGUCUGAAUGUGGAGCAAAUUGAGGAAUGGAUGAUAUCGGAGCUAAAACGUUUGAGAGGAAACACGGAGACCUCGCUGAGAACGCUCAGCGCUUGGCAAGUGACGGAGCUGGAGCGCCUGCAGAAGCUACUGAAAGAGCAAACUCACAUCAGCUAUGUGGAAUUUGAAAUGGAACUGCAAAAGGAACGCGAGCAUCUGCGGGAAUUAGGCAAUCAAUAUUCAGUUAAUGUGGAGGAAAUUGAGCAAUGGUUGCGCCAGCAACUGAUCAACCUGAAGACUACGGGCAAUGCCAAGGUGGAGAAAUUGGCCAAAUGGCAGAUUGCCGAGCAGGAGCGUCUCAUUGAGCUGCUAUUGAAGCACCAGCAGGACCUUAACUAUGAGGAUGUAGAGCGUGAGCUGCGCAAGGAUCACGCCCAUCUGCAGAGCUUGUCGCAGACAAAUCACGUGAGCAUUGAGCAGGUCGAUAAUUGGCUGCACGAUGAGCUGCGGCGUCUGCAGAACUCAGGACUUGUGCAAUUCGAAAAGCAAACUCAAUGGCAGAAACAGAUUAGCAACGGCUUCAACAACUGGCUCAAGCAACAGCAGGAUUCGGCUACCUAUCAAGAGUUUGUGGAUUUCUUGAAGCGCGACAAGUCACGUCUGAAUGGCAUUGCCAAUGACUAUCAUCUGACCGUGGAGCAGGUCGAACAGUGGGUGCAAAAGGAAACGGCACGUCUAUCGCUAAUUGGUGUCAUCGAGAAGCCGCAAGAUAAUUUUCGCUACGAAGAGAUCGUAAGCAUUACGGAUCAGUCUGCAAAUUCUCAGCCCUGGAAGGAAUAUUUGACUGCACGACUGCGCAGUGAAGCCCAUCUGAAGCCCAUGACCUGGCAGGAGUUCCAAGUGUACUUGAUACGCAACAAGCCCAACUAUGAGCGACUGGCACAGCAAUAUCACAUCACCGUCGAGGACAUCCAUUUGUGGCUGGAGGAAUCAGCCCGACAAUUGGCCGAUGAAGGCCUCAUCACAGGCUCCAUAACCGUUGAGGAGUGGCAGCUGAAGGAGCAGCAGCAUAUUCAGGAUUUGAUUAACCAGCAGUUACGUCGUCGUCAAAAGUGGACCAUUGAGGAGCUGCAACUGAAGCUGCUUAAUGACCAGAAGCAUUUGCUCGACGUGGUGCGUCAAUAUCAAAUCAGCAUUGAAGAGCUAAAGUUGUGGUAUAAGAAUGAGCUGAAGCGUCUCCUGGAUUUGCGCAAGAUUGAGCGAGGCUUUGGUAUGUCCUGGCAAACGAAGGAAUUGGAGCGUAUUUACCAGACCGUUGUGCGUCAUCCCAUCAAUCGCAAUGCAUUAGAGCAGCUGCUGUUGCGCGAUGUUUCCAUUCUGGCGCCGCAGUAUCGUGUGACCGUUGAGGAGCUACGCAUCUUCAUUCAUGAGAAAUUGCAGCGCUUGGCCGACAUGGGUCUAAUUGUGGAUAGCCUGAUAGUGGGCAGUGACUGGAAGGAGCAGGAGCGUCAGCGUCUACGUCAGAUUGGCUCCAGUGUUAUUAUCACCGCUGGGGAGCUAUUGCAGCUUCUCGCAGCGGACAACAACUAUCAGCAUGAGCUAGCCCGUCUCUAUGGCGUGGAGCUAGAACAACUGGCGCCCGUGCAGAGCAUAUACGUUGGCAACAUGGCCAAGGAGCAGCUGCUUGAACAUCGCAAUCUCAUUGUGCUCACGGCCUGGCAGCAGAAGGAGCGCGAUCGUCUGUACGGAUUCAUUGGCACCCAGAAUAUGACGCUGCGUCAGUUGCGCGACUGGCAGCGUCAGGAUGAUGAAAAGCGACGUGAUAUCAAGGAGUGGCAGCUCAAGGAGUUCGAACGCAUCAUGGCCGUGGCUCGAUACUAUGGCAUAUCACUUAUUGAAUUGCAGCAGUUCCGCGACGAGGAACUCCAAUAUCUGAACUACUUAAAUCAUCGCAAGCUGUUGCCAGAGUCCGAGGUGCAAAACUGGGAGUCCAAGCAGCACUGGCGUUUGCAAAAGCUGCAAACUAAGUACAAGAAGUAUGGCCAGGAGCUGAGUAUCUGGCGUCGCACACUGUACCUGCUAAGUCAGGGAUUGAUCAGUCUGCCUGAAGGCAAUGCAGGCUAUGUGGUCGAUGCAGGCACCACCAAUGCUACCGCCGUGCAGAAACCAAUUUUCUCCAAGGAUCGCGGAGACCAGCCGCCUCAUAUCUAUGAGGAGUCAUACAAUGAAGACGAUGAGCCCGGUCUGGAGGGUGAAACGAAGGCGCCUCUGCCUCGCCCAAUGCCCAUGGUGUCCACGCCACCGCCGUUGCCUUAUCAUCGCGGCAUUCCAAGUAAUGCCAACGUAGGCUACGAUUAUCGUCGUACGGACUACACUUUCAAUAUGCCUGUUGGCAGCGUUUCAGCUGCAGCCAGUGGCGGAGCCGAUGGUUCAUCGGCCUCGGCCAGCGCAACGUUAGGCAAAUGGAGUCGUGCUGCGGGCGAAGAGCCUGCUUCACAGCAACAAGUUCAGCUCGAGGACUUGGGUCAGCAACAGCAAGUUGACUUGGGAUGGAAUGAAGGUCAAAUCGAUGGUGGACAACAGCAGCAGGAACAGGAACUUGCUUGGAACUCCAACUACAAACAGGACAGCGAUGCUGGCCAAGUGCAACAGCAACUGCUGGAAGACAAAGAUGACUACGGACAACAACAAGUCGAGGACUUAACAGGCCAGGCCUAUGGCCAUAGCUAUGGCUCCAAUUAUGGUCAGCUGCAACAGGCGCAACCAGCUGAAACUACGCCGACGCCCAGUACGCUUGAAAAAUUAAAGAAUAAGAUAACCGGCAUCUUCGGUUAGAGCUCGGGACACAACGAGAACUGCCAUAAAGACUUAAGAGCAUCGCAAUGAAAACGAGCCAAAUACAAAACAACAUCAAAAAAAAA
Drosophila hydei is the source of this 6941-nucleotide messenger RNA. RefSeq names its product tiggrin. The transcript has 5 exons. The record is from RefSeq and is a predicted model, not a curated record. Lineage: Eukaryota; Metazoa; Arthropoda; Insecta; Diptera; Drosophilidae. The coding region runs from base 187 to 6855 and encodes 2222 amino acids.